This is a messenger RNA of Tribolium madens (black flour beetle), 3677 nucleotides long. RefSeq names its product leucine-rich repeat-containing protein 40-like. The record is from RefSeq and is a predicted model, not a curated record. Bases 113 to 1990 code for a protein of 625 amino acids. The transcript has 10 exons. Gene Ontology annotation, molecular function: protein binding. Lineage: Eukaryota; Metazoa; Arthropoda; Insecta; Coleoptera; Tenebrionidae.
AUUAUUUAUUACCUUAGGUGGGAAUGUCUUAUUGAUAAAUCUGUAGCCUAAAAGACUGAGGCACGAACUUAGUCACUAUGCUACUUAGAAAGUUCUGUCUGUGGAAAUCGCUAUGUUUUAUAGUUCUGUGGAAACAACGACAAUAGAGGUCAUUUCAAGAUAUUUUAGAAUGGCCAAACAAUCAAAUGUUAAAUCUAGACGUAAAUUACUGAAUCCAGUUUUUCACCUACAAAGUAAAGAGGAAGAUGACAGUCAACUUACUAGAGGUAUUAUCAAAAUUGUUCGAAGGACAGGGCAGCUUAACUUAUCGGGACGUAGUUUGGCUCAUGUACCUGAAAAAAUGUUUACUAUGUAUGAGUUAACAGAUGAAGAUACAGCGAAAUAUAUUGACUUCAAUAAAGAACCUGAGGAGGAGAACUGGUGGCAGUUUAAACCCUUGAGUUAUUUAGAUCUAAGCUCAAAUGUCCUGCAAGAGAUUCCUGGAAAAAUUGGAAUGUUUGAAGAUUUAACUGCGCUAAAUUUGCAAGAUAACAACAUAACAAGUUUACCUCCUGAAAUUGGUAAAUUAACCAAGUUAACAAAACUAAACCUUAGCCAUAAUAAAAUUAAUGUGUUGCCACCGGAAUUUUAUAAGUUAGUGGAAUUACAGGUACUCUCAUUAGCUCAUAACAACUUAGAGAAAAUAUCGAAAAAUUUUGGGGAUUUGGUUAUGCUACAACAAUUGGACGUGUCACAUAAUGUUUUAACUAAAUUACCACCAGGAAUGGGGUUUUUAGUUCGACUAACUGAAAUAAAUCUCUCACAUAACAAACUAAUUGAAUUACCACCUGACAUUGUUAACUUAAGGGGUCUGUUGAAACUGGAUGUAACACACAAUGAUUUAGUUUACUUGCCAAAAAUGGGAGAACUUGCCAAAUUACAGUUUUUGUAUGCCCAACAUAACAAUAUCGAAGAAAUUCCAGACUUUGAGGGGUGUACGCAUUUACAACAAGUCUAUUUUGGAAACAAUUACAUUAAAGAAGUAACACCUGACUUUUGUGAAAAUACGUCGAACUUGAAAAUCCUUGAUUUACGAGAUAACAAGAUAGAACAAAUUCCCAACGAAAUAGCGAUGUUACAACACUUGAUUCGACUCGAUUUAACUAAUAAUGAUUUGACCGAUCUUCCCAAUUCACUGGGUUUAUUAGCGCACUUACAAAAUCUUCAGCUGGAAGGGAACAAACUGAAAAAAAUUAGAGCUGAUAUUAUUAAAGGCGGAACUAUGCGAAUUUUAAAGCAUUUGAAGGAGCAGCUUGCUGACGAAGAAGUUGAAAAUGUUCCUAAAGCCUCUACUACUCAGAUUAAAGCCAAGACAUUCCCUGAUAGAUACACUAUGAAGCAUUCACGAGCAUUAAAUGUAACGAUGAAGCAGCUUACUUCAGUACCUGAUGAUGUUUUUGAGGAAGCUAAACUAGCGGAAGUUACUAUUGUUGAUUUAUGUAAAAAUAAAUUAUCUUCAGUGCCUAGUGGACUACAGUUAAUAGCUGAAAAUUUGACAGAAUUAAAUUUGUCCAUGAAUUUAAUUAGCGAGAUUCCUGCAUUUAUCAGUAACUGUAUAAAAUUGAAAUAUUUUGAUUUAGGCAACAAUUUAUUGUCAAAUUUGCCAGAAUGUUUAAGUUCAUUAGUUAGUUUGAGAGAACUUGUAUUAAACAACAAUAGAUUUAACCACAUACCAGAUUGUGUAUACGGAAUGGUAGGAUUAGAAAUAUUAUUAGCUUGUGAUAAUAAAAUAACUGAUGUUAAUGUGGAUGGAUUGAAAAAUCUUAAAAGAAUAGCAACUUUAGAUUUGACGAACAACAACAUAGGUCAUAUACCACCUGAACUGGGAAAUAUUACUCAACUCCGGACCCUGGAGUUAAGAGGAAAUUGCUUUAGGCAACCACGCUAUGCCAUUUUAGAACAAGGAACUGCUUCCGUAUUAAGUUACUUGAGGGAUCGAAUUCCAAAAUAGAUUAUAAUCGUAAUAUUUACGGUAUUGUAACCAUAUCCAUAUUACUUGUUGUUUCAUCCACGUUUUCUUUACUCUUUUCUUCUGUUUACUUCGUCUUUUGUCAUUGUUGUUAAAAGAAAUAGGUUGCAAGUUGGUAGAUGGUCUAAGCUUGUGCAAACUUUCGCUUUUGUUUCCACGUAAUCAUCUCAAGAUUUGGAAGCCCGAUGAUUACAUGAACAGGAACAGGAGUUAGCUUGUUUUCUCCUCCAAUUCUUUUCGUUUCUUCUUUUCUACCUACGAUUUUGCUGACAUCUCCACCACUCAAUUCAUAAAGAAACAUCCCUUAAACAAAUAACUUCAAUAAAUCGUAAUCACUUUUAUUAAAUAACUAAAACAAGUACAUAUCGCACUGAAAAAAAACGCAGUCUAUUCUGAACAUAAAAAAUAAAAUCACCUUAAUUAACACGCUAAAACAGUUUACCUUUUCAAAGUCUAUGUGAUCGACGUAUUGGUGUUUCUGUUACAGAAUUAUUUAGAUCAGAUUCCUUAUUUUCGUUUAUUACUUGAUCAUGAAACAACACUGAUUUAGUUCGACUUUUCUGAUUUGAUUUCACAGACGCAUCCUUCAAUAUACUUUUAACUACAGACUAAAAUAGUCAGACGUAACAAGUGACAAUUUUUAUACAAAAUAUUAAAUUUUACCUCGACAUUUUUUGCAAACUGUGCCACCUUCAUCAUUGUAAGUUCAGGGGAACUAAUUUCUUCUAAUUUGUUCAUCAGUUUUUACAACAGAAAAUCUGUUGUUGCUUCGAUUUAGUAGAGUUAUCUGAUGUCCUGUUUGUUUCUUUUUGCGAGCAACUUGAAUCGCUUCUCUAAGAGCAGAAACCUUUUUCUUUCCUACGUUCUUCCUAAUUUCAUGUACAAUUUCUUGUCUUUAAAUUGUUCAAAUUUGCCAGUCUCUUGUUUCUAUAUUGACAAUUUGUAGAUAAACUGCUAGUUUUUUAUUUUUUUUUAACUUUAAUCAUGGUACAAACUGAUUUGUUAUUAACUUGAAAAAUAAUUUGAAUUUCAAAUAUUUUACUUGACUGUACAAACGUCGUACAAAAUAGGCAGAAUCAGCUUUUGGCGACGUGUAAUCCGAAAUAUCAUUGUUUGAAAAAUUGUUCCUGGUUGUCUCCAGAUUAUGAAGUCCAGUGCUUACAGGGACUAUCGACAUUUUGAAAAUCGAUUAUUUCCUUGGUCUACAUUUUUUUCCGUUUCUCUUUUUCAUCCUUCCAUUUUGCAAACAUUACUAAGCCUCUGCUCAAUCAAAUAUUCGCUUGUUUGUUUUACCUUAAACUACAUUUAUCAAAUCUGGAGACACAUUUUUGGAUUCUACUUUUCCCAAAAACUAUAUCCCAAUGUACUUUACAUACAGUAUUUUGUCCAGUUUAAAAACUGGACUAGUGAAUACCCAUAUCGUAGUUUAAAGGGUGCCAUUAGAUUAUAUGUACUCGUAUAAUACGUAUAUAUUUUAUGUAGUGUAAUGUAAAUAUUGUAUUUAUAAAAUAUUUUAGGUGUUUUAUUGUAACAUAGUGCUGUUUAAUAUAUAGUAGUAUUUGUUUAAUCCUAAAAAAUCUAGUUUUGUAAUGUCUUGAAGUCCUCUCCAUGUUGUAUUGCUGUAUGUAUGAUUUAUGUAAUAAACUGUAAAUAAACACUUAAAUAUAAA